Molecule: messenger RNA, 486 nt
Organism: Histoplasma capsulatum G186AR
Lineage: Eukaryota; Fungi; Ascomycota; Eurotiomycetes; Onygenales; Ajellomycetaceae
Exons: 2
Coding region: 1-486 (161 amino acids)
Biological process (GO): homologous chromosome pairing at meiosis; meiotic strand invasion involved in reciprocal meiotic recombination; meiotic joint molecule formation
Cellular component (GO): DNA recombinase auxiliary factor complex; condensed nuclear chromosome
Molecular function (GO): recombinase activator activity; double-stranded DNA binding
Source: RefSeq, a predicted model, not a curated record
AUGCACGAGCGGAAGGAGGUCCAGGGACGUAUUGCCGGCAAACAAAUCGUCUACCACGCCCUCCAAGACGUCCCCUCAGACUCCACCUCAGCACAACUUGCCGCCCUCGACUGUGAGCUAACCGACCUCCGCGCUCAAAUUGCCUCGACAAAGCAAUAUGAGAAAUCACUCCGUGCGGAACUGGCAACCCUCAGCGCCCAUGUACCCACGGGAAAACUACGAGAGAUGGUAUCCAGGCUGGAAAUGGAAAGGGAAGAGGUAUUAAGCCGCCUUUCGCCGUUGAGGAAUGGGAGGGUUACAACGAGGGUUGUUUCAGCGGUGGAGCAAGAAACAGUCAAUGGGGAGUGGAGGGUGUGGAAGGGCAGAGUUGUGGUGAGGAAGAGGAUCUGUAAAGAUAUGUGGGAGAAAUGUUCUGAGGCGCUGCCAGAAGGGUUUCAGGGGAUCGAGGAGUUGUGGGAGACUUUGGGGUUAGAUGGCAUGUUGUAA